Molecule: messenger RNA, 1741 nt
Organism: Sardina pilchardus (European sardine)
Lineage: Eukaryota; Metazoa; Chordata; Actinopteri; Clupeiformes; Clupeidae
Product: interferon-induced protein with tetratricopeptide repeats 5-like
Exons: 2
Coding region: 134-1534 (466 amino acids)
Biological process (GO): defense response to virus
Cellular component (GO): cytosol
Molecular function (GO): protein binding
Source: RefSeq, a predicted model, not a curated record
AUUGCAUAUCAGACGCAGUGCCAUGAAGUAGGCCACGCCCGUUAUGAUUUCACGACUAAUCUAAUCUAUCUGACCAUCGUUCUGGAAUACCACUCUCACAUAACUCUCACACUGAAAACCGCACAAGACCAAAAUGAGUGCAGACAAAGUGACAUGUGAUGACAAACUGAAGAAUCUGGAGUGCCUCUUCACAUGGGACGUAAACAAAGAUGACAUCAGUGACUUGAAGGGCGUCCCAGAGAAGCUCCUGGACCGCGUCAAGUACUGUUCCCGCAGGUACCAUGGCACCUACUUCAACAUCCUGGCCUUUGUGAGCCACCUGCAGGGUAGGAACGACACUGCCCUCGAAUACCUGGCCAAGUCUGAAGCCGUGCUGAAGGAGGAGAAGCGAGAUGAGGCAGAAUUCCUGGUCACCUACUCCAGCUUCACAUGGCUGCACCAUCACCUGGGUAACGUGGAAGACAUGGAGACCUACCUGGGCAAGGUGAUGAGCAUAGGUGAGGGUGGAGAGACCAUCGUGGAAGCAGAGAAAGGGUGGAGCUUCAUAAGGUUGGGUGCCAAGUUCUAUCCACGGGCCAAGGAGAGCUUCCAGAAAGCUCUGGAAACCAAGCCUGGCAGCAUAUCUUAUAAUGUGGGCUAUGCCAUAGUCCUUUAUCGGUUGGAGGGGCUUGUCAGAAAGGAUGUUAAAGACAUGCCUGAGGACAGCCCUGCAGCCAGACAGCUACAGAGAGCCUUGGAUCUCGACCCCACUGAUGCUGAAGUGAUGGUCCUCUUAGCCCUGAAACAUCAAGGCUUUGAUGCGCUGAAGAGCAGAGAGCUAGUCAUCACGGCCCUCGAGAAGAGUCCAGACAUGCCUCAGAUCAUCAGGUACGCAGGCACAUACUUCAGGAGAGACAACUCCACCGCUGAAUCUUUAGAGAUGCUUGAAGAGGCGGCUAAGAGAGCUCCCAAUUGUGCCUUAGUCUACCACCAGAUGGGACUCAUCCACUGGCGAGAAAUUAUCAACAUGAAGACAUCCAUAGGGCGGAAGGUCUGCUCGGUGCAAGUAAUGCCGAAAGAGUCCGCCGAAUGCAUCCGCCUCUUCCGCAAGACCGUGGAGCUGAAGCCGUCCAACACGCACGCCUGGGUCCACCUGGCGGAGGCGUACGCAGAGAGCCGGCAGCUGGAGAAGGCCGAGCCCAUUUUCACCCGCCUGGUCUCAGACGAGCGUCUGACCGACACGGAACGGCAGCACUGCCACACCAAGUAUGGCGUCUUUUUGUUGUUCCAGAGGAAGGACGACGACCGGGCCGUGGAGCAGCUCAAGAAGGCGUACAGGAUCAGGAUCGACAGCAAAGUCCGGAAUCAGGCUCGGGACAAGCUCGAGAAGAUAGGGAGCCGCUGGCUUAUACAGAGACCUUGGGAGAGUGAUGACAUCUUUGCUUUCAUGUCCGCAGUAGACGAUCAGGACAAUCAGGACAGCGCAACCAGGGCUAUAACAGCAGAGUCAAAUGCCAGUGGGCUUGCUGACAGCUUAACAAGGAUGACAUUAUAAAAGGGUCACACAUAUACAAAUAUACAUAAAUACAAUGUUUUAAUGUUUUUAACAUCAUGUUUUACUGUAGGUCGGCAUAGCUUUUUCAUCAAUUGUGAACUUGACAAGAUUUACUGUAAUAAGCUGGUAUAGGCUUUGUUACUGUAGUAAGAUGCAUUUUUGUCAUAUUUGGCAGGUGAAAAAUUAAAUAAACAAGCAUUAAUAUGU